Drosophila bipectinata is the source of this 336-nucleotide messenger RNA. RefSeq lists its product as uncharacterized. NCBI's taxonomy places the organism in Eukaryota, Metazoa, Arthropoda, Insecta, Diptera, Drosophilidae. The record is from RefSeq and is a predicted model, not a curated record.
AUGCUCCAAGGGUGGUUAUUCGUAAUUCUUGUUCCCCAAGCAGUCCUUCCUCAUUCCAUACAGUUUGGAAUGAUGCACUACACGGCCGUGCCCAUUUUUGAGGCAGAAAUAUACACCAAUAGGUCUGGGGAUGUGGAUGUGGUUUUCAAACAAAAGGGUCAUUUGAUUUUCUAUAUUAACCUGAUUUUGAUCGUUGACGAGAGCCAAGUAGAGUGGAAUGGUGGAGCCUCAAUUGUCAAUGGUGGCAUUGGAUGCAACUUUACGUCCUUAAGGUUACUAAACAUCCAAAUGAAGGUGUCAAGACUGUCAGUACUUAUAUAUGGUACACCCAGGUAG